CACCCUCUGGAGUGCCUCCUUCUCAGCCACAGUGCAGCCAGCAUACCACACCAUGAGGCAGGAAGUCAGGAUGCUCUCCACCACACAGCUGUAAAAGGACCCGAGGAUGUCAGCCCCCAGUCCUGCCCUCUUCAGUUUCCUCAGGAAGUAGAGGCUCUGGUAGGCUUUCUUUAUGACGGCCGUGGUAUCGGUGCACCAGGUAAGCGUGUUGGUCAGGUGUACUCUGAGGUACCUGAAGGAGGGAACCAUCUCCACAGCUGCUCCAUUGAUGUGGUGGGGUGCCAGUCUUAAAUGAACAUUUGGAUCGGCCAAUUUCAAACUAAGCUGAAAUGAUUAUGUUGGACGGGCUGAGCGUAUGGAGGUGUGUGAGAGUAGUGUAAUGGAGCCAGGGGCCCCAGGGAGCUCCACCAUAGAGCCAGGGCUGAAGAGGCUCUCCUUUGCAUACCAGAGCCUCCUGGAGAUUCCUUAUGAUGCCAUUCUCAAACAGCAGGACACACUAGAGGUCUUGGACCUCAGUUAUAACCUGCUGGAUGACCCAGCUCUUCUGGGGGAGCUGGACAAGUUGAGCACUCUCAUCCUGGAUGGCAACAACUACAGCGCACAUGUCAAAUUCCCCUACAUAGCAAGUCUCACCACACUGUGGAUCAACAAGAACAAAAUAAGCAACCUUCCCAUCAUAGUCGAGGAGAUACGCUGCAAAUUCCCUAAUAUCAAGAUACUUAGCAUGAUGAACAAUGAGGCAGCACCCAGUUACUUUAAUGGAGGCAGUCUGACUCAGUACAUUGAUUACAGGCAAUAUGUUAUCAGCCAGAUCCCCAGUUUGGAGGUGCUGGAUGACACAGAGGUGCAGGAGAAAGAGAGAACACAGGCCAGGAAGACUUACAGGAUGCAGAAGUGCAGAGAUGGCAGUAAAAGGAGGAAGGAGCUCCAUCACUGAUGGUUGCGUUGUCCGUCUGAUGUUACUGAGCUCCACGCCAAGCUUGACCUGUUCCUUUACUGUUGCUAAGAACUAUAGACUACCCAUGCAAAUGAAAGUGAACUUGCUCACAGCUGCAUGAUGGUGAUAUGAACUGACCUGAAAUCCAGACAGAUACAAAUGCAUGAUAACUGUUGUUGCUUUUACACUUGCACCAGCUUUCUUUUUCUUUUCUUUUUUUUAAACAAAUGUUGAACAAUAUGAACAAGUACUGGAGUAUAUGAGGUUAGA
Messenger RNA from Neoarius graeffei (lesser salmon catfish), 1207 nucleotides. RefSeq names its product leucine-rich melanocyte differentiation-associated protein. Lineage: Eukaryota; Metazoa; Chordata; Actinopteri; Siluriformes; Ariidae. Bases 356 to 937 code for a protein of 193 amino acids. The record is from RefSeq and is a predicted model, not a curated record. Gene Ontology annotation, molecular function: protein binding. The transcript has 5 exons.